Molecule: messenger RNA, 1656 nt
Organism: Entamoeba dispar SAW760
Lineage: Eukaryota; Evosea; Mastigamoebida; Endamoebidae
Exons: 1
Coding region: 1-1656 (551 amino acids)
Source: RefSeq, a predicted model, not a curated record
AUGCAGUCAAAUAUUAUAUCACCAACAAUAAUAAAUGAACUGCUUUUAGAGGUAAGUGCAUUAAAGGAACUCCUUCCAUCGAAUUUAAAGAAAAUUGUUACAGAGAUUAAUGACUUUGGAAGAGAAGUAAAUAAUUGUAAACCACCUGACUUUCCUUGUUCAACUAGUGUCGGAAGUAUUUUGUAUAGGUAUUGUAUUGGAAUUGGAACAUUAAUAAUAAUAUCUCAGAAUUAUCUUAAUUGUCAUUUAAAAGAUGAGAUUGAAUCAUUAUUAUCUUCUUCUUCUCCAAACAUUAAAGACAUUGAACUAUACCACACUGAACUACCUAACCAAUCUUAUGACCUUAUGAUUUCAUUCCAAGAAGGAUUCAAUGGAUGUAAUAAAAGAAUUAUUAAAGGUGAUCAUAUUUAUAAUAUUGUUAUUCCUCGAUAUACUCUCCAUCCAACAUCACUCAGUGUAGGGGAUGUUGUUUUCAAUAUUACUGUUUCACAACAAAGUAAUUAUUGUGUUUUUGAUGACAUUUUAUUUGUUACUGUACACCCAACAUUUAAUAAUCCUUUUAUUAUCGUAGAACUUCCUGAUGGUUCUUCUCAUAAAAUAGCUGCAAAACACAUUGAGCAGUUAGGUAGUGUUGAUAUAGAGGGAUAUCCUUUUAGGAUAGCUGCAGUUUUCCAAUCUCCAAAACAGUUAUUAUCUUCUGCUUUAUCAGGAUCAUUACAACAACACACAGGGAAAUCUGCGGUAUUACGCAAUUGGGAUGUGUCUUUAUUUAAAACCUCUUCUUUAUUAAAACAAUCCUUAGUUGAGAAGAUCUUAAUGACAUUUAAUGUUCAAAAGACUGAUAGGAUCGAAUCAUUUGAAAUUGCAGAAGACACUGCUUCUGUUGCAUUGAAAUAUAUAGAUCACAGUUCAGCUGUAACACUUAGACAUGCACUCAAAUACCCUAAUCAAACUUAUGUCAUUCCUCCCUUAACAAGUAAUAAAUCAAUAUUCAUUUCAACAUUAACACCAACAAAUGUUAUUCGUGGAGAGAUAUGUGCAACCCUUCCAGUUUUAUGUGAAGGGGGAAUAGCUGAAAAUGAACACUUACAUAUCAAGGUUGAAAUACCACGAGGAACCCUUGCAGGAAGUACUGUUAUAAAGAAAGAACAAGGAAAAACUUAUGUGUUACAAGUUAAUGAAAUACCAUCAGGUUAUUAUCGUAGUGGAGAUGAUAUCAUAACAAGUGUUGAACUACCAGAAUUUGGAGCUAAAGCUGCAAACCAAGAAAUUACGAUUUUUACUUUAAAUCGAACAGCUGUUAAUCUCCAUGGUAAUUUGAGUAAAGUAAUGAGAAUAGUUGGUGGUGGUGUUCCUUUGAAUAAUGGGUAUGGAGAUCUUGUUGUUACUUUUAUUCCUAAGGCACAAGUAUUGAAAGAAAAAGAGUACUAUCAAAUAGCUAAGUACUGUACUAAAUUCACAAUAUUCCAUCAAGAUUACAUUAUGAGGGAAAAACGAUUUAAUGAUGGUAGUAUUAUUCCAAAAAUUUAUAGGAUCCCAAAGAAUUUGAAUGUUACUUUGAAGAAAAGGAAUUAUUUCGUUCGUUUUCCAUUAGAUGGAGAUGUUAAGAAUGGAAGACCAACUGAUUUGAUUUUUGAGGUGAUUCCAAAGGAGUAA